AUGGCUGAAGCCAACUCUAGCCUAAAGAGCGGAAUUAUUAGCAGCCCUGCUUCCACGAUUACCACCACUACUGGUACUAGUGCACCUAGUGCUUUCAGUACGUCAGGUUUCUUGACCAAAGUUACGACCACGGUAACCACAACCAGCGGACUCAGCUCAUCGGGCUUGGCUUCAGAAUCAUCUGCCCCCCCUCCAUCAACACAUCAUCCAAGUUUGCCACAUGCCUAUAGUCUAACUGGAUACAACAUGGCCCAUACCUCUGCUCCCCUCGCCAGCGCUGAAAUAGCCUCUUUCAGUCAAGUUUCUCCUUACCCUCUUGAGAGUCAUAUUGGCCCACAGUUCGGUCUUGUCGGGAGUUAUGCUAGCACUCGUUCAGCACUUUUUGGGCCCACAGAGAUAACUGAAACUGGUGGUUCAGGGUGUUCUAACAUGCAAGCGGUCGCAGGACCCCAGUCUCUGGGCUUCCCCUCUUCCACUUUUUCAAGCGCUCAAGGCUCUGCACCUUGUGUCUCUCCUGCAUUUUAUCCAUCUGUCUCGGCGGCCUUUAGCUUGGAGAGCUCGAUUCCCAACAGUUCCGACUUGAGUUUUGGCACUUCCAGACAACCUACUCCACUAUCCAGAACAGCCUCUCUUCAGCAGCCUCAACAACAAUAUUCUCUUGCAGGAAAACUCGCAUCCCGCGGCUCUUGCAGGGAAGGCACUACCAGUGGUUCUCUUGGUUUUGCCUCAAAUGCACCAAUUUCUUCAAUUACAGCAAGUAGUUUUUUCCCUAGUAGUAAUAGUAGUAUAAUGGAAAGCAAUGUUAGGCACAGCAGUCAAUCCUCCACCCCAUCCGCUGCUUCCACUUCCACCUAUUUGGGUAUAGGUGGCCAUUUGACGACUGCUAUAACAGCACCGAAUCCUUCUGUCGCCUCUUCAGCUUCUUCUGGUAUAUCGGCCAAUUCUAAUACUGCCUCACUGUCAUCAAUAAUCAGCUCGUCGGGGCGCCCGACAGUAGAAGAGUUAGAGACGUCUGUAAGUAGCAUAUGUUCAACUUCAUCCGCGCCAUCCACCACCUCGACACCUACUUCGGUUGUGUCGACCGGAGGAAGUGGAGUCAGUGCCUUGGCUAGCUUAAGCGGAACCGGAGUGGGGGGUGCCAUGGUAGGUGGAUUAAAGAAGUUUGUCACAACUGGCAGUCACCAUCUGCAACAACAAUGGCAGAGUAUCGCUGCUUCAACCUCCAGCUCAUUCACUGCACCAAAUGAGCCCAGCUCAUCUUCGCCAUCGUACACCGUGGCAAACUCAUGUGGCGUUGCCAACCCUCUUUGGACUGUCAGUUCUAGUGACACCGCUUCUCUCAGCCCAGGAUCAUCGUCAGUGCCUAGUCUUAUGGAGCCGAACAGUGCACUGUCUAGUCUGGUAAUAGGUCGGCGCAGACUCAAGUUGUCUACACAGCCUGGCUCAAAUCGCCCAUCUGAAUCUAGUCAGGCAGCUUUGGCCUCUUUGGCACCGAUCUCUCAACCCGUCAACCUCGAGCCCCGCCUUCUUGACCUUGAAGACUGCAACUUUAUUGAUACAGAUGCUGCAGGUUGGUUGAAUACUAGGAAAGAGAUAUAA
Protopolystoma xenopodis is the source of this 1599-nucleotide messenger RNA. The record is from the annotation of a GenBank genome assembly. NCBI's taxonomy places the organism in Eukaryota, Metazoa, Platyhelminthes, Monogenea, Polystomatidea, Polystomatidae.